CCAUAUUAUCAAAUGUAUCCGGACACAUGGAUGACUAUGGAUGAGAAGUAUGUAGAGAGCAUAUGGAGCUUGCUCAAGAAUGCAAUUCAGGAAAUACAGAAGAAAAACAACUCUGGUCUUUCAUUUGAAGAACUGUAUCGCAAUGCAUACACUAUGGUCCUUCACAAACAUGGUGAAAGACUUUACACUGGAUUGAAGGAAGUUGUUACACAUCAUCUUGAAACAAAGGUCAGAGAAGAUGUCCUGCAUUCACUACACAAUGGAUUCCUGCAAACUCUGAACAAUGCUUGGACUGACCAUCAGACCAGCAUGGUUAUGAUCCGUGACAUACUUAUGUAUAUGGACAGGGUAUAUGUACAACAGAAUGAAGUUGAUAAUGUUUACAAUCUUGGACUAAUUAUAUUUAGAGAUCAGGUGGUUCGCUACGGUUGCAUCCGCGACCACUUGCGACAGACACUGCUGGAACUCGUUGCGCGCGAGCGACGUGGCGAGGUGGUUGACCGGUUGGCCAUCCGCAACGCCUGCCAAAUGCUCAUGGUUCUUGGCAUUAACUCUCGCGUCGUCUACGAGGAAGACUUUGAAAAACCAUUCCUGCAUCAGUCCGCUGAGUUCUAUAGAAUGGAAUCUCAGAAGUUCUUAGCAGAGAACAGCGCAGCGGUAUACAUUGCGCGUGUGGAGGCCCGCAUCAGUGAGGAGGCUGAGCGUGCGCGGCAUUAUCUUGACGAGACCACUGAACCUCGCGUUGUCGCCGUGCUCGAGCACGAACUCAUUGAACGCCACAUGAAGACCAUCGUUGAGAUGGAGAACAGUGGCGUGGUGCACAUGCUGUUGCACACGCGCACUUCGGAGCUGGCGUGCGUGUACAAGCUACUGUCGCGCGUGCCUGACGGACUGCGCACCGUCGCCGACGCAGUCUCUGCACAUCUGCGCGAGCAGGGUCGCGCACUUGUCACUGACACGCACCAUAACACCAACGCGAUUGCGUUCGUGCAGAAUCUAUUGGAUUUAAAAGACAGAUUUGAUCACUUCCUGCACAACUCAUUCAACAACGAUAAGAUCUUCAAGCAUAUGAUCGCCUCUGAUUUUGAGUACUUCCUGAAUCUCAACAAUAAGUCGCCUGAAUUCCUCUCACUCUUCAUUGAUGGAAAACUCAAGAAAGGCGAAAAGGGUAUGAGUGAGCAAGAAAUAGAAGCCGUGUUAGACAAGACGAUGGUACUGUUCCGUUUCUUGCAAGAGAAAGAUGUUUUCGAGCGUUACUACAAACAGCACCUCGCCAAGCGGCUGCUGCUCAACAAAUCCGUCUCCGACGAUAGCGAGAAGAACAUGAUCUCCAAACUGAAGACUGAGUGCGGUUGUCAGUUCACAUCGAAGCUGGAAGGCAUGUUCAAGGACAUGACUGUCUCCAACACCAUUAUGGAGGAGUUUAAGGAGCAUGUGCUGUCAUCCGGGACCAAUCUUCAUGGUGUAGAUCUUUCGGUUCGCGUGCUCACAACGGGAUUCUGGCCAACUCAAAGCGCUACGCCCAAAUGCAAUAUCCCAACUGCACCGCGGAACGCGUUUGAAGUUUUCAGGAGCUUCUACCUGGCGAAACACUCCGGGCGGCAGCUGUCGCUGCAGCCGCAGCUGGGCAGCGCCGACCUGCACGCGACGUUCCGCGCGUCAAGUGGUGGCGCCUCCCCCCCGCGCAGCCCGCCUGCGCCCGCCGCGCCGCGCAGACACAUCAUCCAGGUGUCCACCUUCCAGAUGUGUGUACUGCUACUCUUCAAUAAGCGCGAGCGGCUCACUUACGAGGAAAUACUGAACGAGACUGACAUCCCCGAGAAAGAUCUCGUGCGCGCCCUGCAGUCACUAGCGAUGGGCAAACCCACACAACGCGUACUCAUUAAGCACCCCAAGACGAAGGAGAUCGAGUCCUCGCAUCAGUUUUACGUGAACGAUGCCUUCACAUCUAAGCUGCACAGAGUAAAAAUCCAAACAGUGGCAGCUAAGGGUGAGUCUGAGCCGGAGCGGCGCGAAACCCGCAACAAAGUAGACGAGGACCGCAAGCACGAGAUCGAGGCUGCCAUCGUGCGCAUUAUGAAAGCUAGGAAGAAAAUGGCGCACCCGCUGUUAGUAGCGGAAGUGACCGAACAGCUGCGCGUACGCUUCCUGCCGUCACCCGUGGUGAUCAAGAAACGCAUAGAAGGUCUCAUCGAGCGAGAGUACCUCGCGCGCUCGCCUGACGACCGCAAAGUCUACACUUACGUCGCAUAGGUUCGUAGCGAGCGCUCCGCCACGAUACUCCAGACUCUGUAAACCUGCUUUAGUUAUCUACUUAAUGUUUUGUUGUGAACAUAGGAAACGCAAUCGCGCGCUGAUUCACAUAUCCCUAUCGCCCUCAGUGAUCAUGAUAAAUAUAAUAUCACUUGCACAUUUACCUAUCAGAUUGUUUGUAUUCCGUUUGAGCGAUGACAUUUGCGCAUGAGUAUUGAAAAUAUAAAUUCGUUUGCAGUGUUAGAAAUAGUACAGCGCGGAUUAGUUUUCUAUCAUUAAAUAAAAGCAACUAGGAUUAUUUAAUUAAAUGGUCAUAUACAAAUAUUGAUCUACUAAUUUUAAUGUAAAAAAUAAUGUAAAUAGGAGUAUAGAGUUAGUUUGAUGAUUCAUUCAGAGUGUAUUAUGAUAGUGUUCCUCAUUUCCUGAAUACAGAUAUAUUAAAAACCU
This is a messenger RNA of Hyposmocoma kahamanoa, 2700 nucleotides long. RefSeq names its product cullin-3 (gene Cul3). The coding region runs from base 13 to 2253 and encodes 746 amino acids. Gene Ontology annotation, molecular function: ubiquitin protein ligase binding. The transcript has 14 exons. The record is from RefSeq and is a predicted model, not a curated record. Gene Ontology annotation, biological process: protein ubiquitination; ubiquitin-dependent protein catabolic process. NCBI's taxonomy places the organism in Eukaryota, Metazoa, Arthropoda, Insecta, Lepidoptera, Cosmopterigidae. Gene Ontology annotation, cellular component: Cul3-RING ubiquitin ligase complex.